Molecule: messenger RNA, 210 nt
Organism: Anisakis simplex (herring worm)
Lineage: Eukaryota; Metazoa; Nematoda; Chromadorea; Rhabditida; Anisakidae
Source: the annotation of a GenBank genome assembly
AUGGGUGAUCUGCUCGUUGAAUUUAAUCGAAUUGUUUCGUUGCAGUUUCAACCAAUUGGAGGCGAAGUGGCGCCACAGAAGCUCGACUUCAGUGCAGUGCAAGAGGUGGGUGAUUGGGCUCAGGAGACUGCUAACUGGGAUCGUCAACAGCAAACUGAUCCAGCGCAACAGGAAUGGGGUGCUGCUUCGUCGAGUGCUGCACACUGGUGA